AUGAUGGAUGAUACACGCCAGGAGCACGAGUCGACAAGCGGCGAACAACCAUCAGGACGAUGCCAAGACGGUGCGAGAAGGCAAGGAGAAGAUGACGAUGACAAUACGGAUGUGAAGAUUGAUAACAAUGACGGAGUGUCGAACGCGACACUAGCGACUUACGAUGAGGAAUUGGAAGAGUUGUGGUCGAAGAUGAUCAUCGACUCGAGUGACCAGGACGAUGAACGAGCUGCACGAUACGUGGCUACUGUACGACCGGCGAUGGCGACGGUGCGGUAUGUACAUUGUGGUAGCGUGGUGGUGCAAGACGACGUGAACGACGAGUCGGCUGACGUAGUAAAACUAAGUGACGAGAAUCACGGUCGGUCGGAAGAAGGCGCCAACCCGGGCCAAAGACAAGUGUUGGAGCGUACGGAGGACAUGCGAGACAGUGUGAACAUUGCCCAGAUCCGACAGGCACGAAGACUUGUGAGGAACCAGAAGAAACGCGAGCGGGUCAAGCGUGCAAUAGCUCGACGACGAAGCGCCGCUUCAGCAGCCGAGAAUCAACAAAUUGCAGAAGAAGAAGGGCGACGUGAACGUCGAGGACGUGCUAAUGAAGCCGUACGACGCCUGGAAGUACGUCGGUGCCAACAGCGAGGUGGGAAAGAACGAAUGGGCGAGGAACUCACGAAAGUCCGCCUGGUACAUUAUCACGCACGACGAGAAGGGGGUGAAGAACACGACGAAGAGCCACAAUACGAAGUUGAAGCUGAUGACGGGUUGCCAACGGCACGAAUGACGGUGGAUGGCAUCACGAAGAUGGUGAAGUUGGACAGUGGGGCCAGGUACACUGUUGCUGGCACAAGCUGGAUGAACUACGGAGAACUAGUGUCGUACGAUUCACCCGUAGACUACGUUGAAGGUAUUGGCGGUAUCUUACUCGAUGUGCUGGGAGGUUGUUUGGAGGAAUUUCUAAUUGGUGUUGACUUCCUCAAAGUACAUGAAGCAGCAAUGGACUUCCGCUCAAAUGAACUGAAGUAUAAUGAAGCAGAACGAGCAGUAGUGAUACCAUUUCGAACCAGUGGAGCAACGAUAACACCAAUUGAGAUCGCCGUGGCGGCAGGUGAUGGAGAACGUGGCGUAUUCGUACCUACUGUACAACUGGGCUCCGUAAUGUUAGCUACAACUGUGACGAAGGUCAAGAACGGGAAGACCUGGGUACCAGCGAUCAAUGCUAGCGAUGGAAGAGUGAAGUUACUAUCACGGAAGGAGUUGGGGACGUGGAUUUCACUUGACGACGAUGUCGAAGUCUUGGAAAUGCACGGAGUGUUAGGACGGGAACAACUAUGUGACUGGCUACGAAAACUUGGCGAUAGUGAAACACCGUUGGAAAAUGAAGAUGAUGUUCAAAUUGGACUGGAAGACGAGGGCGGAAGAGAACUGAUAAGACGGCUACUGCGCGUAUAUCGGAAAUAG
Phytophthora nicotianae INRA-310 is the source of this 1458-nucleotide messenger RNA. RefSeq lists its product as hypothetical. Bases 1 to 1458 code for a protein of 485 amino acids. NCBI's taxonomy places the organism in Eukaryota, Oomycota, Peronosporomycetes, Peronosporales, Peronosporaceae. The transcript has 4 exons. The record is from RefSeq and is a predicted model, not a curated record.